Dermatophagoides farinae (American house dust mite) is the source of this 1291-nucleotide messenger RNA. RefSeq names its product prohibitin 2 (gene Phb2). Lineage: Eukaryota; Metazoa; Arthropoda; Arachnida; Sarcoptiformes; Pyroglyphidae. Gene Ontology annotation, biological process: mitochondrion organization. Gene Ontology annotation, cellular component: mitochondrion; membrane. The record is from RefSeq and is a predicted model, not a curated record.
UUGUUUUUUUUUGAUCGUCAUCAUUAUCAAGUUCAUUCAAUGUAAUUCGUCUGGAUUAGCAAUGUGAAUUUUUAAGUCCAUCUAGUCCCAUCAAGAUAUUAUUAAAUUUCAACCAUGGAUGUAAAGAAUUUUAUUAAUGAAAAAAUUGAAAAUCUUAUUCAUAGAAUCGAUGUUAAUCGUGUACAAUCAUUUUUUAAUGUUAAUUCAUUUCGCAAUCGUAUUCCAUCAUUGCAUAAUGGUGAUGAAAAUCAAAAUUCACAAUCUUCAUCAUUCAGUUUGAUCUCGAAUUUCGAAUCUCAAUUAAUCGCAUUGCAAGGUAUUUUAAUAUGGGAGAAGCCACGCGAUUCAAUUCUAGCAUUGAUCACCUUUACCUGUUUUUAUUGGAUCGUUGUAUUAUGGCAACCACGUUUAUUAUCGGUAUUGGCAACUUUAGCAUUCUGUUAUCAUUUUUAUGAAAUGUGGAUCCGUUAUGUUUGGCCAGAAAUUCGUGCUCCUACGGUUCCAAUUAAAGAAAGCUGGACGACGGUCAAUCCUAAUGUAAUGAGUGCUCCGGAAAUUAAAUCAUGUUUUGCAAGAAUAAAACAAUAUAUGACAAAUGUCAUUGAUCGAAUCAUUGAGUUUAGGAGAAAAUCUCAUGGAGUUUUUUGUUGUUAUUCAGUGUUCUUUUUUCUUUGUUUCUAUUAUAUUGGCCAUUUUAUUCCCGGCGUUUUGAUUACAUAUUUAACAGCUAUAAUACUAUUUUUAACACCCGGAUUUUUGGCACACAUUGUACCUAAAAAUACAUUGGCAAUAAUUGUAUUCAAUAUUGGCGACGACGAACAUCAACAAACAACACAAGGACAACAGCCAUUAAAUGUUUCUUCCACCGAAUAUUCUAAUAGUUUGGACGAUAAUAACCUUGAAUUAUCAAGUUCAACGGCAUCGAAAAAGAAUUUAUUAUCAGGUUUUAUGAUUAAUGACGAUGAAACCAAUGAGAAUCAUUUUGAUGAAUCAUCCGAAUCAACGGAUUCAGAUUUUGUAAUGCUUUCUGAUUCCGAAUUGAAUGAUGUGUCACCAUAUUGACUAUUAUAUAAUAUUGAAGUUUUUUUUUCUUUGGUUAAGAGUUAGAUUUUAUUUUGUUUGUUUGUUAUUGAUUGAAGCAAAAAAAAAAAAAAAAAUUUGUAAACGAUAGUUUCAUAAGAGAAAAAAAUUUCUAGUGUCAAAUGUGAAUUGUAUCCAGUAUUUUUUUUUCAUCAAUAAUAUCAAAAUGGAUGUACUUUCAUAAUGAAUAAAAUUAUUAUUGUUGUUUAAA